Amphimedon queenslandica is the source of this 2344-nucleotide messenger RNA. RefSeq names its product cyclin-dependent kinase-like 3. Lineage: Eukaryota; Metazoa; Porifera; Demospongiae; Haplosclerida; Niphatidae. Gene Ontology annotation, molecular function: protein serine/threonine kinase activity; ATP binding. The record is from RefSeq and is a predicted model, not a curated record. Bases 278 to 2203 code for a protein of 641 amino acids. Gene Ontology annotation, biological process: protein phosphorylation. Gene Ontology annotation, cellular component: nucleus. The transcript has 16 exons.
CUGCAACACAGCAGAUUUUGUCUGUUCAUAGUUUUACUCUAGCAAUGGGACCGGAAAAGUCUCAUAAUGAAUGUACGUAGCCGGCGGUGGGUGGGGGUGAACUAGUUUAAGAUCAAAAGAAUCUUGGAACAAGAUUCAUAGCCACUGUACCCAAGGCAACACCCAAACUCUAGAAGAAGACUCUCUCUCUCUCUCUCUCGAGGAGAAGAAAUGAGCAAGUGCUGAAUAUAACAAGCACACGAUCUUCCUCUCCAAUCUAAUAUUAUAGAAAUUUGUUAUGGAGAAAUACGAGAAUUUGGGUCUUGUGGGGGAAGGGAGUUACGGAAUGGUCAUGAAGUGUAGACACAAAGACUCGUCUCAACUUGUGGCCAUUAAGAAGUUUCUGGAAACUGAGAACGACAGGAUGGUCAAGAAAAUUGCACUUAGAGAAGUUAGAAUGUUAAAACAAUUACGUCAUGAGAAUUUAGUCAAUUUAAUUGAAGUUUUUCGAAGAAAAAAGCGACUCUAUCUCGUGUUUGAGUUUGUUGAUCACACAGCAUUGGAUGAGCUGGAUAAGUAUCCUAGUGGAGCUGAUGAAUCAUUAGUGAAAAAGAUAAUGUGGCAAGUGCUUAAAGGAGUUGAGUUCUGUCAUCAGCACAAUGUGAUUCACAGAGACGUCAAGCCAGAGAAUAUACUCAUAUCCAAAAGAGGAGUUGUCAAAAUAUGCGACUUUGGCUUUGCCAGAGCCAUCGCUCCUCCUGGUGAAGCAUAUACAGAUUAUGUGGCAACACGUUGGUACAGGGCACCAGAACUAUUAGUAGGGGACACCAAUUAUGGCAGGGCUGUCGACGUUUGGGCAAUCGGUUGCUUAUUUUCUGAAAUGUUAACGGGAGAACCGCUUUUUCCUGGCGAAUCGGACAUUGAUCAAUUAUAUCUCAUCACUAAAUGUUUUGGUAAUCUCAUUGCUCGCCAUCGUGAAGUAUUCAGUCGGAAUCCUUUAUUCAUUGGUAUGAGACUCCCAGAGGCAAGAGAGAUCCAACCAUUCGAGAGAAGAUAUCACAGACUAUCCCCAGCAGCCAUGGACAUCAUUAAAUGGUCGCUACGCCUUGAUCCAGCUGACAGACCAACCUGUACUCAGUUACUAAAACACGAGUUAUUUCAACGCAAUGGAUGGGCUGAUAAAUAUUCCAUUGAAUUACGAAGUAAAAUACAACACGAGUUUGACGACAACCCACUCUUAAAGAACCUUGGCGUUACCAUAUAUGGUAGUCUGUAUGACAGUCAGCAUGCAGCAAUGAAAGAAUCCUCUGGUGAAGAGACUGUACCAAACAGAUUAACCACAAAGCAUGAUUAUGCUACUGGUUUUUCAAGUGGCGCUGAAGCAACUGGGAGUGGAGCUGAUGAAUCUGCUAUCAAAAAAGAAAAGAAAAAGAAAAUAAAAGUCCAUCGUGAGAAAGCAGCAAAUGGAUUGCCUCUACAAGAACCUAAGCCAAAAACAAUGAUACCAUCAUCACUACUACAAGGGAAUAUGGCAGCACUGGGAGGGCCCAGUGGAUCUCCCUAUGGCUCACAGCAUGCGUUACUGAGAGCACAGCAACCAUCACCAUACAUGUAUAAACCAAGCACACCUAAAAGAGUCCUACCUCAUGAUAUACCCUCUCCAUUGCAUCCUAAUGCUAAGAGCAUUGGUGCACCUCCUAUCUCAUUGCUGGAUAAUCAAGCAUCAGCUACUCACUCGAUAACAAAGCUUAAAGCAGGAUUACAGAGUCAUUCAAACACAAGUAUUACUUCACUGCAUGAGCUGAGACCUGAUCUACAGCCACACAGAGGUGAUGCAUACAGGUCUCCACUCUCUCCCUCUCACCCUCCUCCCGUAAAAAAGCAACUCUCCAAUGCUGGCACCAUUGGGCUCCCUCAGUUGAACGACCCCUCAAACUCUCAUCUUCGUCUUACUGCUAAAUCCCCUCUUGUACCUGCGUAUACUCAUUCUUCUUAUUCUCAAAUACACUCAACCUCCGGUGCUGAGAUUGACCAUCAUACUCAUGGCAUGCUAAGCAGUGGUGUUCCAAGAGCCAGUUAUCAGCUUACACCUAGUGGAAGAAUGAGACAUCCACCUCACCAAGACCCAGGACCUCAGUCUGGGUUUUCUCUCUUACAUCAGAAACCAUCAAGUCCUCGUGUAUUGAGAACAUCAGAAACGAGUCAAUUGGCUCCUACUAAUUGAGUAUUUUUGUUAUUUGGAUAGCCUGUAUAUAUUACCAUAGUUUGAACUUUGUCCUGCUUUUCAUCAAACAAUAAUAAUAAUAGCGAUAAUAAUAAUUGUAACAUUUUUUGUAUUAUAAGAAUGAAUUAUUGAUUUUUCACA